CAGCAAUUUGUAAACAAAAUAAUGACUUUUCGUAAAAAUUUUCACGAAUAAUUGGAAAUUUCAACAUAUAAAAUAAUUUCCGAAACUUAUUCUUCCAUAAUUGUCAUCAUCAUGACUGCUGUUUAAAUCAUAAAAUUAAUUGCAGUCAUUUUAUUAUGAAAUUUUAGUAAUAAUACAAUAUUCAAUUUUACUUUAUCACUCGUAUCCAUCUCAAGCAACACUAAUGGAAUACAUUUUCCACGAAAAGCAAGAAGGGCGACUUUGUGCUCAACACUGCUUGAACUCUCUGCUCCAAGGACCGUAUUUUUCUCCCAUUGAACUAGGCGAUUUGGCUCAAAGUAUCGAUAGUCAAGAACGAGAUCGUAUGGCUGAAUGUGGCACCGAAUCUGAUUCGUACAAAGAGUUCGUUAAACAACCUUCAGAGAAUGUGGACGAUUCAGGGUACUUUUCUUUAGAAGUAAUUAACGCUGCUUUAGUGCCUUGGAAUUUAGAAUUGAUACCUUUCAAUAGUUCUGAAGAACGAGCUCAAUUAGCUCGUGAAGAUCCAGCAUCCAUGUCCGCUUACAUUUGUAAUUAUCAUCAUCACUGGUAUACGAUUCGUAAAAUUGGUCAUCAAUGGUUUAAUUUAGAUUCGACGAUUAAAAAACCUAGAUUAUUAUCGGAAACGUAUCUAGCAGUUUAUUUAGCUCAGAUCCGAACCGAAGGUUACUCGAUAUUUAUAGUAUUUGGUGAACUGCCACCUUGCGAGGCGGAUGAAAUACUGAAAUUGACUCCAGUAACAGAACCAUCUGCGGAUCAAUCUCGUCAGUCGUCAAUUCCUUGUAUUGAUAUCGAUAACGAUGAAGAUGAUGAAAAUCUUCAACUAGCUUUGCAAAUGAGCUUACAAGAUCCUCCUUUGGUGACCAAUACUCCGCAACAAGCGCUCCCUGUAGUGGAUUUAGACGAGGUACGAAAAAAACGAAUGCAGCGAUUCGGUUAGUAACGAGUGUUUCAUCGGUAUUCUCAAACAAUCACUAAAAUUUUCACAACACCAAGUUAAUUUUUCAAAUAUUAUCAGAAAUUAAGUAGAGGUUCGACCAAAUAUCGUUUAACGGUUUUACCUGAAAUUAUCUAUAAUCCGAUUUAUAUUCCUUAUUUGAAAUAAGGGUUUUAAAUUUCGGAUUGAAAUUUUUUUAAAUUUUUCAAUCCGCUGUUAUAUUAUUUUUUUGUUAUAAUUUUUGUUAAUUUGUUUUUUUUUUCUAGCGUUUUCGAGUUUUAUUUUGUAAAAAAACAACUAAUAUAUAAUACUAAUGAAUAAAU
This is a messenger RNA of Planococcus citri (citrus mealybug), 1299 nucleotides long. RefSeq names its product ataxin-3-like. The coding region runs from base 224 to 979 and encodes 251 amino acids. Gene Ontology annotation, molecular function: cysteine-type deubiquitinase activity. The transcript has 6 exons. NCBI's taxonomy places the organism in Eukaryota, Metazoa, Arthropoda, Insecta, Hemiptera, Pseudococcidae. Gene Ontology annotation, biological process: protein deubiquitination. The record is from RefSeq and is a predicted model, not a curated record. Gene Ontology annotation, cellular component: nucleus.